Tuber aestivum (summer truffle) is the source of this 576-nucleotide messenger RNA. NCBI's taxonomy places the organism in Eukaryota, Fungi, Ascomycota, Pezizomycetes, Pezizales, Tuberaceae. The record is from the annotation of a GenBank genome assembly.
GUACCCGUCCCGGGCAAGCAGCACCCGAAAACAGGGAAGGGUAUAUUUCGUGUUGGCGCUCAGAUACGCACAGAUUUUUUUUCCCUCACCACGCAUCUCUCGAAUCCCUGUUUCCAGGUACUCGUACCUCUCGGCUGGGACAAAAGUAUGUCCCGAUUGACUGAAAAAAGCUCGAGCCCCACGGCCGGUACACCCAAGGGUACCACCCUUGGGGCAGCCACCGAUAGACGGAUUGUAUGCUACACGGCCAAUGAGAUCUCGCCAGACUCAGACCGACUGACCGACAGACCGAGCCUUCCAGGUUUAUCAUGGGUACUGCAAUAUACUCGAGUACUGGCAAAUCAUAACCCCAUACCGGUACCAGCAUCGUACCGCACCAGCACCCGAGUAGCGUACGGUACUCGAGUUCGGUACCGGUACUUGUACUUGUACCGUAGCAUUCCGCGUGUACUCGUACAAUACACGAAAAAAGAAAAAGAAAAAAGAAACGCAAAACUCAAACAAAACAGCCACUCGUUCAUGCCGUCGUACCGUUUGCCAUUACAGUAUUGCAGAAAAUCGCUCUCGCUCUUUCUC